This is a messenger RNA of Halichondria panicea, 2144 nucleotides long. RefSeq names its product E3 ubiquitin-protein ligase rfwd3.S-like. NCBI's taxonomy places the organism in Eukaryota, Metazoa, Porifera, Demospongiae, Suberitida, Halichondriidae. The record is from RefSeq and is a predicted model, not a curated record. Gene Ontology annotation, biological process: interstrand cross-link repair; protein ubiquitination. Gene Ontology annotation, cellular component: nucleus. The coding region runs from base 133 to 2070 and encodes 645 amino acids. The transcript has 10 exons. Gene Ontology annotation, molecular function: protein binding; ubiquitin-protein transferase activity.
UAGACUAGUUAGCAUGUACUUGUGUAGAAGACGACCAUCAGGUUCAAAAAAUAAAAUCUUCCUUUAUCAUAUCCCUGGUCCAACUGUCUUGAAGAGUGAAGCGGUCGAUGAAAAACACUGAUUGCUAGGUCUAUGGAUGAAGAACCGUUAUAUCUUUCCACCCAUCAAGAAGAACUGCACAGUCAAGUUCUAAAUGGAGCCCAUGAAGUCCAUCCAGCUGAUUCUCGCCCUCAUGCAGACAGUCAAGUACCAGUGAUCACUAUAGAAGAUAGAGAAACUCACAACUCUUCAACAGAAAGUCUGCUUACUUAUGAAAACAUUCCUACAAAUGGAGUUCAUCCACCCUCUUCACAAUCCAACGGACCUUCUAAUGGUGGUAGCUCAAUAUUAAUAGAGGCAGCUGCUCCAAGGCCAAGGGUUCAGUCGACUCUGGAUGUAUUUCGCCCACCCCCUGUCCUACCGAACCUUGCCCUCCAGGCUCUUCAGCGACUGAACGAAGAGAAGGGGGCGGCGUCUAAUAAUCUGGAGGAAGACGAGUUCAAACCAACCAAGAAGCGGCGUCUCGAAGAGGCAGCAACUGAGGAUGAGGGACAACAAUGUUCCAUUUGCUUCGAGCUAUGGUCAAAUUCUGGCGGCCAUCGAAUCUCCUCCUUGAAGUGUGGGCACCUGUUUGGUCAAAAUUGCAUAGAGAAAUGGCUGCUGAAUUGCCCCAAGUGCCCUCAGUGCAAUGCCAAGUCUAAGCGUAGUGACAUCAGGGUCAUAUACGCAAAGGCCAUCUCAGCUGUGGACACGACUGAGCGAGACAGGGCCCUGCUGGACUUGGAAAACGAGAAAAACGCUCGAAUAUCGACACAAAAGGCGGAGGCUCAAGCUAUUCUUCAGUACCAGCUAGUACGGGCAGAGUGUGAUCGUUUAAAGCUGGAGAUUAAGUCGCUGAAGGAACAGUUGGAGAAUUUCUCAAGUGCUGCGAAGUGUGAGACGAGUGGAGGGAGUAAAGACGUUGAGAUUGUGGGCAUAUCACAUGACAAACAGGGACAAUAUGAACUCUACAAAAGCAUCAGCAUUUCACAGAGUGGCAACUGUCGAGUACUAGGUUACGACCCUCACCGGCAAAUGUUAGUGGCUACCAAACCCUCCAACAACGUCCUCUUCCCCGGAUACGGACUCAUGAAGAUGAGUACAGUUGACCUGCAGCAUUCCUCGUACGUUCCCAUUCACUCUUCCACUGGGGCCAUUCGUGACGUGGCGUUCAGUCCGAGGGGGGACGGGAUGGUCCUCACUGCCUCCGCUGACAAGACUGCCAAACUGACCAGCAUGCAGUCCAACAGUGUCGUACAGAGUUUCCAAACUUCACAUCCGGUGUGGGCAUGUGCGUGGGACCAAGAUCACACCCACCUCCUCUAUUGUGGCCUGCAGAAUGGCGUGGUAAAGGUGUUCGACACUCGUAACACAACAAGUCAUGUGACAGAGCUCAAGAAACCGACUGGUGGAGCUUGUCCCCCCAUCACCUCUCUGGCUUAUGUGCCUCUGUGUAGAGCUGGCAGUUUAAGCUCCAGUGGUCUACUCAUGGGCACUCUGGGUGGCAGUGCAUUCUGGGAGAAGACCUCUCAAGAUAACAACUUCACGCACCACCCUCUCUCGUCACUACCUGAAGGAGCUUGUACCUGUAUGUCCUUUGACCCCAUCACUCGUCACUGCCUCUCCUCAUUCAGACCCGGCCGUGGAACACCCUACACCCGCCAUAUUUUGUUUCAGCUGACGAAAGACUGUGUCGAGAACAAGGUGUCCUGUAAGGCAGCUAACGAGUUCAAGGGAGGCUACACUCACAAGCUGCUCUCACGCUCCAGACUCUUUGAGAGGCCCUCCCACGAUGGACGACUACUGGCAGCCUUCGGAAAUGAGGCCGCUAAAUCAGCUCAAAUCUGGGAUGUUAGCUCCAGUCGCAAAUUGCAGCAGCUCUCACUUAUGAAAGACCCUGCAAUAGACAUUCUACCAUUCAAUGAACACAACUUUCUUAGCGUGCUCACUGAGUCGAAACUAUUUGUGUAUAAAUGGACUUGGAAAUCAUAAACUCUAUCACCUUUUAUUGUUUGUUGUUGCUAGUUUACUGUAGGUAAAAAUAUUAAUGUCUAUAUUCACUUGAA